AUGGCGUCCUCCACGCAGCGCACGCCAACAACAUUCUUAAGCCUGCCAACCGAGAUUCGCUUCAAGAUUUACCAUCUCGUGUGCACACCGACUGAAGCUGUGGUCAUCGAUGCCUGCCGCCUGCCUCCAGGACACACAGAGGAGUGGAUCUUCUUGCCUCAACAAUCCCCCGGCAUUGUCGAAAUCAACCGUCUUCAACACUGGAAUCCCGUGUGGCGAGAUGGAGUUCAGAGCGCAUGGCACGAUGAGGUCGAACAAAUGGGAAGUCAGAAGCUCGAAAUAGGGUGGGUCUAUCCGCCACCAGAGGGCAAGAGGUCGAGGAAGUAUUUCAAGAAAUAUCGCAAGGCUUUGAAGAGAGGAGAGAGGCUCGACGCUCGGAUACCUACAUUCUUCGCCGACAUGUCUAAGUCCAGGAUGGAGAAGCUUGUCGAAGUUAUCAAAGCUGAAGGGCACCUGCAGGUGGAAACAAACUCAAGAUGGGAUUGCGGUCUCGGAGCGAGGUUCUGGCGCCAAUGGCAUGCUGAACGUGGGAGGGCUCCAGUGCGCGUAGAAGAUGGGUACUGGCGGGCGAUGUGGUAG
This is a messenger RNA of Zasmidium cellare ATCC 36951, 579 nucleotides long. RefSeq lists its product as uncharacterized. The record is from RefSeq and is a predicted model, not a curated record. NCBI's taxonomy places the organism in Eukaryota, Fungi, Ascomycota, Dothideomycetes, Mycosphaerellales, Mycosphaerellaceae. Bases 1 to 579 code for a protein of 192 amino acids. The transcript is spliced from 2 exons.